Messenger RNA from Abrus precatorius (Indian licorice), 1420 nucleotides. RefSeq names its product peroxisomal nicotinamide adenine dinucleotide carrier. Gene Ontology annotation, biological process: nucleotide transport; transmembrane transport. The transcript has 11 exons. Bases 122 to 1147 code for a protein of 341 amino acids. Lineage: Eukaryota; Viridiplantae; Streptophyta; Magnoliopsida; Fabales; Fabaceae. The record is from RefSeq and is a predicted model, not a curated record.
CCGUAGCAAAGAAAGACUAGUGCACUGCAUUCCUUCGUUUACCAUGCUUUCCUGAGAAAACAAAAAGUCCAAUUGCAAAAUAUUUUCGGUCCUCCAGGGAAAUAAAAAUUAAGAAAAAGACAUGUCGGAGGCGUUGAUCAAUGGAUUGGCUGGAGCUGGAGGAGGGAUCAUUGCUCAGCUCAUCACAUACCCACUUCAAACUGUAAACACUCGUCAACAAACCGAGCGUGAUCCGAACAAAGACAAGAGGAGUCAGGGAACCCUCGAACGAAUGUGUCAGGUUGUAAAAGACGAGGGUUGGGAACGGUUGUAUGGAGGCUUGAUGCCAUCGCUAGUAGGCACAGCUGCGUCUCAGGGUGUUUACUAUUAUUUCUAUCAAAUAUUCAGGAACAAAGCUGAAGCAGCUGCACUACAACAGAAGAAAAUGGGCAUUGGCGAUGGAUCGGUUGGAAUGCUCUCCUCACUUCUUGUUGCUGCUUUAUCUGGGUGUGUUAAUGUGCUCUUGACAAAUCCAAUAUGGGUAGUUGUUACUCGUAUGCAGACACAUAGAAAAGACUUAAAUGGAACUCCAUCCAGUCAGGGAUUGUUAGUUGUCCCUGAGCAACCAAUUAUUUCUGCAGUUGAGCCUCUUCCUUAUGGUACUAGCCAUGUGAUUCAGGAAAUCUACGAUGAAGCUGGAAUAUGGGGUUUCUGGAAAGGUGUAUUACCAACAUUGAUCAUGGUAAGCAAUCCUUCCAUACAAUUCAUGCUGUAUGAAGCCAUGUUGGCAAAAUUAAGAAAAAGACGUGAUUCGAGUAAGAAGGGUAGCAAUGGGGUAACUGCUUUAGAGAUAUUUCUUCUUGGAGCUUUAGCUAAGCUUGGAGCUACUGUUGUAACCUAUCCACUCCUCGUUGUAAAGGCAAGGCUCCAAGCUAGGCAAGAUAAAAGUGGAGACAGGAGGCACCAUUAUAAAGGUACGUGGGAUGCUAUUAUUAAGAUGAUCCGCUAUGAAGGAUUUUAUGGAUUUUACAAAGGUAUGGGCACAAAAAUUGUACAAAGUGUGCUGGCUGCAGCUGUUUUAUUCAUGAUGAAGGAAGAACUAGUGAAGGGGGUUCAUUUCUUGCUUGCCAAGGAUGCCACCAAAGCUGCAAAGCCUAAGCAUCCAUGAUUGGAGAUCACUAACUUGAGUUUUCUAUUAAUAUUUCAUGAACCAUCUUCAGUUGGAAAACUGUUUCAAAUGUUAGGGGAACUAUAUUGACACACACAAGAUAUUAAAACAUGCUGUAACUUGAUUAUUUCAUCAGGCUAGUUUCCGUGGAAGAAAUACAUUACCAAAAAUUACAUGCUGGAUUCAUGGUUUGUUUCAUGAACAAAAACACCACUGAAACAAAUAUUUUUUUAUGAAUGAGCCAUUUGAUUUCAUUGGCAGCUGAGGUCAUCG